Molecule: messenger RNA, 2697 nt
Organism: Strigops habroptila (Kakapo)
Lineage: Eukaryota; Metazoa; Chordata; Aves; Psittaciformes; Psittacidae
Gene: NPBWR2
Product: neuropeptides B and W receptor 2
Exons: 2
Coding region: 947-1945 (332 amino acids)
Biological process (GO): neuropeptide signaling pathway
Cellular component (GO): membrane; neuron projection
Molecular function (GO): neuropeptide receptor activity; neuropeptide binding
Source: RefSeq, a predicted model, not a curated record
ACCCAGCCACAGCUUGCCAGCCUUGGGUACUGCCUUUACCCCUCAGCAUCUCCCUCAUUUCUGAGGAGCGCAGCCCUGAAGCACCAGCUGCUCUCCAGCAUCACCCUAUUUACUAUUCAAAUAGCCCUGCAGAGAGAAAACUUUUUCCCCCUCCCUUCCCUGCUGUGAACAAGUGCUGAUUGCUCAGACAUGCAAUGCACACACAGAGCCACCGUGUUGAUCUGAUCACAAAGCCGGGGGAACGUCAGCAUCCCAGACACCCUCCUCCAACUCGGAGCAGAGGGAAGAGGCUCAGCAGUGCCAAGCAGCAGGUACCAGAGGUGCGGAGGGAGCCGGAUCCGCUCACCAGGGGACCCUGGGAGUGUCAGAAACUUCAUUGUGUGAGAUCUCAGACAAUGCAAGGAGCGGGAGCCUGACACAAAGGCGCUAAUUAAACACUGCAACGCUUCUGCUCAGGCAUGGAAAAACAAGCACUGUGCAAGUGAAACAGCAGCCGUCCUUCAAGACCUCCGAGGGCUGUGAAUAGCUGACCAGGCACAAAGCUCCCUCUCUGCCCUCCUUGUUCCUGCUGGCCCCAGGACGACUCUUGCUGCAGAUGGUUCAACUGGAGCCACUUGACUUCCCCAGCAAAGAAAAGCCAAAGCUCACCGGGAUGCUCCGAGUUCCUUGAUUGAUGUAAGGAGCUAUAAUUCUCAUUUCUUUCAUUCAUGGAGCCUUAUGUGUGUUUCAAUAGGGUUUUUUCCUCCUGAUCCCUUCAAAAAUUUAACUUCUCCAAUGGUGGGGGACAGGAGAGGUAAGUUAUAUGGUCCAUGCUGUCUCACAACCCACUCUUUGGAAAUAAUCCACUUCUGAAUAGGGUAGCAGCUGCUUCUCACAGAAGAAGAGGCUCUCUUCUGGGCUGGCAAGGCUUUCAAUGACUGCUGAGGGUGGUUUGUGACCAGCAGGCAUGGGAAACAGCUCUCUUUGGGAUGCUCUGAACAGCACCUGCAGCAAUACAGGCAACAGCUGCUACCUGGACAACAGUAUGAGCUUCAACUUAACAUUCCAAGAGCAGGCAGCUGAUUUCUAUGUUGUCCUCCCAGUGAUUUACUCUGUGAUCUGUGCUGUUGGGCUCACAGGCAACACUGCUGUCAUCUAUGUGAUCCUCAAGGCCCCCAAGAUGAAGACUGUGACAAACAUGUUCAUACUGAACCUUGCUAUAGCUGAUGACUUGUUCACACUUGUCUUGCCCAUUAAUAUUGCUGAACACCUCCUCCACUACUGGCCCUUUGGAGAAGUCCUCUGCAAGGUCAUCUUGUCCAUAGACCACUACAAUAUCUUCUCCAGCAUUUAUUUCCUGACAGUGAUGAGCAUAGACAGGUAUCUGGUUGUACUGGCUACAGUCAGGUCCAAGAGGAUGCCACAUCGUACAUACAGAGCAGCCAGGAUUGUCAGCUUGUGCAUCUGGAUCCUAGUCACCAUCAUAGUUCUCCCUUUCAUCAUCUUUGCCAAUGUCUACAUAGAUGACCUGGAGAUCAAGAGUUGCGGCCUCAACUUCCCCAAGCCUGAAAGAUUCUGGUUCAAAGCCAGCAGGAUCUAUACCCUCAUUCUUGGCUUUGCCAUUCCAGUAUCCACCAUCUGCAUCCUCUACACCAUGAUGCUCUACAAGCUAAGGAACAUGCACUUGAACACUAAUGCUAAAGCCCUGGACAAAGCUAAGAAGAAAGUCACUAUCAUGGUCUUCAUAGUCCUGGCUGUGUGUCUCUUCUGUUGGACCCCCUUCCACUUGGCCACCAUUGUGGCUUUGACCACUGACUUGCCCCAGACCUCCAUGGUCAUUGGUAUAUCCUACUUCAUCACCAGCCUAAGCUAUGCCAACUCCUGCCUGAAUCCUUUCCUUUAUGCUUUCCUGGAUGACAGUUUCCGGAAGAGUUUCCGGAAGAUGCUGGAAUGCAGAACUUCCUGAACAGUGGAUUGGGGCUCAGAUCCCUUCCCUCCCAUGGCUUUGAAGGCUAACUUUGCAGACUAAGGGGUGGCCAAUGAACGCACAAUGUUCUUUCUUUCAUUUACACGUAAUGAAUGUGUCUGUAUCAUUAUCAUUCACGUUUGUCCUGCUUACUUGCAGCUCUUGCCUUUGCCCUCUCUGCACCUCUCAGUGUCUCAAAGUAACAUUUCUAUAGUCUUAGUUUUAAUUACACACUCUGAAGUACUAAGGACAGAAAAGUUCUUUUUCGGAGGCAUGUCUACUGCAUAGUGGUGCUUUAUUGCCAUCUGCUGUACAGCACAGACAAGCUGGAGAAGAGUUCUCAGACUAAUGUCGUGCUCAGUCCUUAAUAGCUGUGUUAUUUAGAGAAUUGCUUCAUGGAACAGAGCUAAUGAGCACUUCCAAUGGAACAUCAAUAAAAUGGACAGAGGGUGCCAGAUGGGUAUUCGGAAAACAAACCAUUUUCACGUCCACAUAUGUGCGUUAUGGCUUUUUGAGGGAUGUCUGUUUUCCACCCCAAAUUCCCUCAUUCCUGAGCUGUUACCCAAGUUGAAUUUAAACCAAAAGCAAGACUUAGGUCUUGUGUGCUAAACACAAGUGUGAGUGUUAAACAACAUACCAUAAAAAUACUGUGGGAAUGUGUGUUAGAAAUUAUUUUUAACUACUUGUUCCUGUUAAGUGUCAAAUGUAUAUUUAUUCAAGAGUGAUUAAUGAAAUAAACCUCAUGAGAAAAA